This is a messenger RNA of Brienomyrus brachyistius, 6074 nucleotides long. RefSeq names its product phosphatidylinositol-4-phosphate 3-kinase catalytic subunit type 2 gamma (gene pik3c2g). Gene Ontology annotation, biological process: phosphatidylinositol 3-kinase/protein kinase B signal transduction; phosphatidylinositol-mediated signaling; phosphatidylinositol-3-phosphate biosynthetic process. Gene Ontology annotation, molecular function: phosphatidylinositol binding; 1-phosphatidylinositol-4-phosphate 3-kinase activity; 1-phosphatidylinositol-3-kinase activity. The record is from RefSeq and is a predicted model, not a curated record. The coding region runs from base 924 to 5102 and encodes 1392 amino acids. Gene Ontology annotation, cellular component: cytoplasm; phosphatidylinositol 3-kinase complex; plasma membrane. NCBI's taxonomy places the organism in Eukaryota, Metazoa, Chordata, Actinopteri, Osteoglossiformes, Mormyridae. The transcript has 34 exons.
AUCGGAAAAGAGUGAUCAUGAUUAUUACUGUAAAAAUCUUCUGCCAUUUCCAGUAAUGAUCUGUCGAAAGCCUUUAUCGAAAGCACUUGCUGUUCUUGGUGACAUUUCUUCCAGUAAAUGUACACAGCGAGCUCGCCUGACAGCUUUAUCCAUACAGCAGGCGGAUGUUUGGCAUAUUUUUAGCAUGAAGUCCUGUCGUCUGUGUUGUCAUUUUAGUAACACACCUAACAACAGGGCUGUAACAUUGUGUGGAUCAGGGGGGUUGGAAGCUGUGUGGUCAGUAGGUCACUGGUUCUAAUCUCAGGGUCAGCAGAGUGACGUCAUCACUGGGCCCCUGAGCGAGGCCCUUAACCCCGGUUACUCUAGGGAUUGGCCGCCCCUACAGGGACUAAGCGUCUGAAACGUCACAGAAGGAUUGCAUUACACUGUUAGGUGACGUUGCAUGUUGUAUUGUGGAAGGUAUUCUUGUAAGCAGCCAGUUUGGCAGAUGACCAAUCAGAUUAAGGGGUUGGAGUUUGCGAACAUGCUCUCUGGAAGAAGCUGUUUUUUUUCUCCUUCAGUUGGGCGUUACAUUUUACCCUCCGAAGGCUUGAUAAGUCCUCUGAUGCCUAAGUGCAGUGAGGUAAGUUUAUGGUCUGCACAGGAGAGCAGUCUGCAGGAGCUGGUGGAGCUAACUGGAUAACUUAUACCUCAAACAUGGAAAAAUAUACCUGAUAACGGGCAGCCAAUGAAUGACUUGCCUCGUGGACAAGGCUCCGGGGUCCUGCAGAGAUAAUCAUGAACCGGGAAAAGAGCCGGGAAAACAUACUGGGAAAACGUGCCGGCUGACAUUCAAACCUCUCUGCCGUUGCAGACAGCGUGAUGACAGAAGAUGAGCGAUUCCAUUGGACUCCAGUCAGUUCCAGUCUAAAGCUUUUCCACCAAUGAUGGAUCCUUCUCAGAAAGACACCUUCUGGGUCCCGGGGAGGGACAGUGACACUCCGCUGCCCCUGAUGGAUCACCUGGAAAUGGCUUUAGCUCACAGGCUGGGUAUAUUCUUAAAUGAUAAUGAGCAAGAUAUAUACAACUCUGUCCCGGUCCAGCAUUCUACGAUGGUCCGGCCGGACGUCCCGCCUCGGGAUCAGCCCGCUCCCCUGGUCCCCCCGCCAUUUCAUCACCAGUGUAACCCGCCACCCGUACCCCCCCGAUCCCCAAAAGGUAACUCUGCUGAAUCUGCUGUCCAGGACGACCGGGGUCGAAAUCCACCCCUGCCCCCUCGCUCUCGGGCCAUCAGCGCACAGCCCGUGAAGCCAAACAGACCUCUCUCUUGUACUUCCGUACCCACCAGUAACCCUCCAAGUCGACUGGGCCGGGCCAAUACCGCAGACAACAGCGGUGACUGGACCCUAAAGCUGAUCGACACACCAGAGGACAGUAAUGACAGACUUUCUGCAUUUCGUAGGUCUGUCUCCAGGCUGAUGCAGUGUUACCCGCACAGUGACAGGACGUUCAACCCUGGGCUGGUGUGGGGUCGCAUCUCACCCCUCCAUCCCAGCUUGCAGGAGGACGAUAUGGUUCACAUCAGCAUGACUGCUUCGUGGCUGCCACAUCCGGUCGCGUUCACAACCCCUCUCAACAGGACGGUGCGGAACCUGAUAGAGAUGGUCUGCUUCGUGCUGAAGGCCACUGAUGCUGAUGCAAGCCAGCACCUCCUGAAGUUCUGUGACUCCGAGGAGUUCCUAAAAAAUGAGGAAAUGCUAGGAAUGCAUGAGAGCAUCCUGACGUGCCAGAGGUUACGCCUGCAAGUUUCACUCAGACUCCUGCAUCAGGACCACGCGAAGGAGACUCUGGCCCGCGAUCAUGAAGAUGACAGCUGCCCCUUUGACAUAAAUCGCCUUUUGGGUUCUGCUUUUGUCUUCAACACAUCGAGAACUGCUCUGGAGACCCACCUGAAGUACUACAGCAAAGAGAUUCGGGAACUCAUGCGAAGCCAGUAUGGAAACAACGUGGGCGCAAUAGCAGAAGAGGUCCAGACAAUUAGCAGUUUGCUGUGUGGAGUUUCCACGAGAGAACUGGAAGAUGCCGUCGGUGUACUCCAGAGAACCAAGCAUCUGAGAAUGACUCGCGUGGAAUGUGAGGGAGUGGUGCUACGGCUUAACCAAGCCCUCAGCCAGCUGCUGCACAUAUUCUUCAGCAACUUUGACUCCGACUACCAAAGCGAGCAGCCAUUCCGUGAUCCCCAGCCCCUCUGCGCCGACGUGGCCGACAACGGCGAAAUCCUCCAGCUCGAUCUGGCCGCCCUCUACAAGCUGGAGCCCAGCUGGAUAACCAGUCUUGAUUACUUCUGCAUCUCCUGUGCACUGACCUACGGCUCGAAGCAGCUGUGUGAGGCUGGACUCUCGGAGAACAUCAGCACGAUCCUGUCUCUGGGAAAUAAGCUACAGUGCAGCAGGAAGAUGAGCUUCCCAAUUCAGAUCAACAGCCUGCCUUAUGAGUCCAUGCUGACCUUCCGUCUGCUGGGCUCGAAGCAGGGGAAGACCCCGGAGCUGUUGCGAUGGGCUGUCCUGCCCCUCUUCGCUGACAACCAACUUGUCAGCGGCACAGUUCUGCUGAGCAUGUCUGCAGUCGAAGAACUGACUGAACCACCAACACCUGGAGUGUCAGAUAGCCACAGGCAAGCCACAGGAGUCAUUCUACAGGUGGAGUUUCCGGAUACACACAGGUGGAUGUAUAAGAGACCAAAGUCACUGCCCUGCUCCUUGUUUGUCACCCCACCCUUCGAGGAGCUACACAAGAAGAUUGUGGACGUGUCCCAGAAGCACAGCGUAUCCUUCUUGACAGACAAUGAAAAGGCCUUCCUUUGGAGCAAACGGCACUCGUGCAACAAAGACAACACCUACCUGCACCUUCUCCUCUCCGGCGCCCCACAGUGGACACCAGAAGACCUGUCAGAGAUCUACGGCAUUCUGGAACACUGGCCACUGCGUAACCCGGAGGAGGCCCUUUUCCUACUCAGUGAUUGCUUCCAGGACCAAAAUGUGCGCAGGGUGGCAGUCCAGCGUCUGGAGCAGCUCUCAGAUGUGGAGCUGGAGGGCUAUCUCCCUCAGCUGGUUCAGGCUCUGAAGCUGGAAUGGAACCUGGAUGGACCCCUGGUUCUCCUCCUGCUGUCCCGAUCCCUGCAGAAUGUCCGCAUGGCUCAUCAGCUCUACUGGCUACUGGAGGAUGCCCGGGAGACAAAUAGGCACUAUCAGAGCUGGUAUAGUAAGGUACAGGCUGGACUCAGGUACUGCUGCGGGCGUCAACUGCGGCAGGAACUGGAGAACGAGCACCAGCUGGUCAAGCUGCUCACGGCAGCGGCAGAGCGGAUCCGCUUGGCGGACAAGACCAAGAGGAAGGAUAUCUUAAAACAUGAAAGAAUCAAAAUUAGUGACUUCUUCAAGGGACAGCUAAUGUGUCGCCUGCCACUUGACCCUGCCUUCCUUGUGCGGGGUGUAGACAUAGAGGCCUGCAUAUUUCACAACUCCAAUGCAGCCCCUCUGGGAGUAGCCUUUAUCAACGCUGACAGUCUGGGCAGAAACAUUGGCAUCAUCUGUAAGACUGGCGAGAACCUGGGGCAGGACAUGCUGGUGCUGCAGGCAGUCCGUGCGAUGGACCGCAUUUGGCUGGAGAGCGGCCUGGACAUGCGCAUGGUCACUUACAGGUGUGUCGCCACUGGAAGAGACCAAGGACUGCUGGAGGUGAUUCCUGAGGCAGUGACCCUGGCGCAGAUCCAGCAGGAGUGGGGGCUCCGUGGCCCCCUGCGGGAGGACACUCUGGAGAAGUGGUUCCACAUGUGGAACCGCACCAAGGAGGAGUUUGAGGAGGCUGUGAUGAACUUCCUGCAUUCCUGUGCGGGUUGGUGUGUGGCCACCUUCAUCCUGGGUAUCUGCGAUCGGCACAACGACAACAUCAUGCUGAAACACAGUGGGCACAUGUUCCAUAUCGACUUCGGAAAGAUCAUGGGCAACGCCCAGAAGUUCGGCACCAUCAAGAGAGACCGCUGUCCGUUCAUCUUCACGUCCGAGAUGUUCCACUUCAUCACGGGUGGGGGCGAGAUGACGCAGAGAUUCCAGAGCUUCGUGGAACUCUGCUGCAAGGCCUACAACGCCAUCCGCAGGCGCAGCCCUGUAUUGCUAAGCCUCCUGGAACUGAUGACUGGAGCUGGAUUACCAGAGAUGAAGAACAGUCAGGAUUUGCAGUAUGUCUACAACAACCUCCGACCUCAGGAUUCUGACCUGGAGGCUGCGUCAUACUUCACUAAGAUGAUUAAGGACAGCCUUUGCCUGAGUCUGCCAGUCAAGUUCAACUUCCUGAUCCACAGCUUCGGCCAGUCCCUCAAGGCCAGGCAGCCACCCCAGCCGGUGCCCGGCCCCCACACCAACAUCCAGGAAGCCGUCAUCCAGAAGUUCUCAGACAAAGGCAGAACAGUAACAUAUGAGCUCCAUGUGAAAAUCGAGGAUGGUUAUCUGACCUGCGAGAGAACCUUCAGCGAGUUUGAGUUGAUCCACAAGGAACUUCAGAAAAAGUUUGUGGAGUCCUUGCUCCCACAGUUCCCCGGCUGGUACAGGCUGUCUUUUACUGCCAGCAGGAGAAUGACUCUGCUUAACAAAUAUCUGAAAGAGCUCUUCAAUGGUCCCUGCAAAGGCAAUGAAUUUGUGUGCAGUUUGUUUCUUGAUGGUCCCAAGACACAUGCAGCAGAAAAGUCCACAAAAGACCUGGCCUGGCCAAGCAAACCUCAGAUCCAGCUGUGUAUGACCUACAAGGACCUCAAGCUAACGAUUCUCAUCAAGCACCUCAAGAACAUUAGGAUGCCCAAUGGCUCUUGUCCUGAUGCUUAUGUGGUGACACGACUGCGGCCGGACCCGGGGAAUUGCUCCAAGAAGAAGACGAACAUGGUGCGGAACAGCAGCAACCCCACGUUCAAUGAGCUGAUUGAGUACAGCGACAUCCAGUCACUCCAGGACAAAGUACUGGAGCUACAUGUGAAAAGCAGGGGCACCUUUCUGGCUGCGACCAAUAUUUGGCUGGCUGACAGGAGGAUGGGCACAGAUGAAUGGUUCCCAUUAGGGUUUUCCAGUGUCUGACGCCCCCAUGCUCAAUCAGAGCAAUAUAGAUUACUAACUAUGUGUUGGACAUCUAUUUGAAGCGGUGUUCCACCCUUCAAUCACUAGGGGGAGCUCUCAAGGUGACGCUAUCAAACAGAGCAAAAGGACAGCAGGUUGCUCCCUCCAGAGGAGCAUUUACCAACUGCAGACUGUCUCUUUUCCUUCUUGAGGGAGUUAUUUGGUAUUUUUUUUUCUUCCAAAAUAGUUUGUAUUUGUUCCUUUACUAAGCAAUGAUUUUUUAUUUUGCUAAAUUGUUACAGUCAGAAAGUUUACAGAGAAUUUGUGAAUUACUGUACAGCUCUUCUGUCGCCAUAUCCGCAUUUUGUAUUGCGUUUACUUUAUACUGAAUGUUUCAUGUUAAUGAUCCAGUUGACUAUAAAUAUGAAUUGUGCCUGUUAAAGCAAGGCGAUCAGAUGCAGAAAACCUCAAACGCGGUCGCAGGUGUGGAAUUGUAGUUGCGCGGCUCAUCGCGAGUCGCAGAGCUCCGCCCUCGUCUCGCACGGCCGCAUCCUGCCGGCUGGCAAAUUACACGGUGAGCAGCGAUAAUUCCAGCCCACAAACAUGGCCGAAGUUAGACAGCAGUGGAAUCACAGCAGCGGCCUGCCUCCGUUCCAAACCAGUGUAUGCUUUAUUAUUUAUGUCCGACAUCAAAGGCAUAGACAAACUCCAGACUUUACGGAAACUUCCCAAAGAGGGGAUUGAGUUUGACUAAUGGGUGCUGGCAAUAGGGCCUCUUCUCCCCGCCCCCCACCCACCCUGCCAAUGCUGCCCCAGAUCACAGCGCCCCCUAUUCCCCUUCUGAAUACCUCCGCUGCUGUGACUUACAACGGCGACUGACAGGUGGGGGAUUGUCCUUUAGGUAAUCUGGGCUUUGCGUAAUUCCCUUAGCGAGCUGCUGAACUGUGAAACACACUGUUCACUAAUAGGAUCUGCUCCCAGGCUACAGCUGUC